Brassica napus (rape) is the source of this 1669-nucleotide messenger RNA. RefSeq lists its product as uncharacterized. The coding region runs from base 504 to 1601 and encodes 365 amino acids. Lineage: Eukaryota; Viridiplantae; Streptophyta; Magnoliopsida; Brassicales; Brassicaceae. The record is from RefSeq and is a predicted model, not a curated record. The transcript has a single exon.
AGGGUUUAGUGUUUAAAAUUUAGAGUAUAGAGUUUAGUACGAACGACUUUAACAAUAUUAAAAAAAAUCUUUUUAAUUGCUAUUAUAUUAUUUAUUUAUUUUUUAUCCUUUUAUUUUAAAAAAUAAGUUCUAAAUAUUAUGUUUCCUUUUUAAAAAAUAUGUAUAUAAAAUAAUCAAUUUUCAUUGGUUGGUUCAUCUAGAGGUGAACCCAAGAAUAUUUCUUUUAAAUACCCAAAAUUGAUGUUAAUUUACUUAAAUAAAAGGCUAAUUUUCCUAAAUUAGUGGAGAGUCUGACUAUCAUUAAAGCGACAUCCAAUUGAGAUUCUGUCUAUAUGGAAAUUUAUUUUAUUUCUUAUUUUUAAUGGAAAACUUGGUGGCCAAGUUGCUUGCUCUGUAAUUAUAAAAGGAAUUAGGUGGGGAUAAUGUGAACAUCUCUCGAGUUACGGUUCUUUCUUCUUCUUCUUCUUCUUUGUUUUGUUUCAUUUUAUUAUUGUUUAAAAUUCAUGUCUCUCCUUCUCGGCUACUCCCCGAAGCUCUUCAUUCGGAAACCUGUGUUGGUAAGAGCCUCUGGUGGCGGCUCUUCUUCCCUGGUGCAAACCCCUCCUUGUUUCAUCCAUGGCGCGGAUCCUUGUGGGACAGAUCAUGUAUUACUCGAAUAUGCAUAUUCUAUGAAAAAUCAUCCUAGAUUGAGAAAAAAGGCGCCUGAGCAGCUAGUGUAUAACGAUGCAGAGGUAACAACAAUCGGGUCCUCUCAUGGCUGGGUAGCCUCUUUGAUGCAUGGCGUUGGCACUCUGCGUCUCCAUGAUGAUCUAAACCCGGUUGCAUCUGAUGCAAAUCCAAAACGCAUCUCCCUGCCUCCUCUUGUAACUGUGCCUCAUUGCCAAACCCAAAUCGUCACCAACGUGUCCUUGUCCUCACCAUCUCCAGAGGACGAAGAUUGUGUCGUGGCUGUCAAGUUCUUGGGACCCCAACUCAGCUACUGCAGACCCUCCUCUGCUCUAGGCAGCAAGUCCAAGUGGUUCAACAUCAGGAUCGCAAACCCUAGCUUCUUCUCCUCCCGUGUCAUGUUUUCCGAGAAACUUAACAUGUUUCGCAUACCUGGAGCUGGAGGCCAACUCAUUGGGUCAUGGGAUCUCUGCAAAGACCAGCACACACCCGAGAUUCUGGUGUUGCGAUAUCGUAACCUUCCCGAGCUGAGCGAAGCAGAACGUGAGGUUAUGGAUACCUGUUUCACCACCGAACACUUGGUGGAAUCACAAUCCACAGGUGAAACCUUUUUGGUCAAGUGUUUCAGACAGAGCGUGAACGGUGGUACCAGUUGGGAAACAAAAGCUGUAAUGGUGUUCACGGUACUUCCCUUGGGAAAUGCAAUGUACACUCGCCACCUUGGAGAUCUCACCAUUUUCAUCUCAAAGUCUGAAGCAUUCUGUGUCCGUGCAAGCUCUUUUCCUGAUGUGAGACCUAACGAAGUCUAUAUCUUGGAGGACACCGAGAUUGCAUUUUUCAGUCUUGCUGAUUCUGACAUCUCAGGUUAUACGAAAAGAGUCGUGGCCCCUUACUUUAUUCCACCUCAAAAUAUAGAAUAUCAAGUUUGGGAUUGAGUUGAGUCUAGAGUCUGUCUUCUCUUUAAAAGCUUUCAGCCAUCAAAAUAUAAUCUGUUUUAGUUUAC